CACGACAAUUCCUCUGUCAAUCUCUUCUCUUCAUUCCAUUUUUAGUCAAUUUCUAUGGCAAUAAUUUUUUGAAUUUUUGUAGAGUACAUAAGAUAUUUGGUGAUUAUGGACUUACAAACAUCUAUUGUUACACAUGUUGAGAAUGAGCAACCACAUGAUUUUGGUGGUGAAGAAGAAGACCUGGUUUUAUAUGAGUUGCAGCCCAGUUUUUGGGGAUUAUUCAUUCAUCGCUCCUUUCUCUGCGGCUCUCUUCUUCCUCCUUUCCCAUCGCUCUCCCGCUUUAUAUUCCCGUCGAUGGAUCGCUCCUUUCAUCGGCGAGGUCUCGUGGCAAGUGCAGAUGAUGAUGAUAUUUAUGUAAAGAAGAAAGCAAGGAUGCGUAGAUGGCUGUGUUGUGUCUCCGAAGUUGACGAAUCCUACCCUUCCCAUGAAACGGAGCUCCUUAAAAGUCCCACUAAACAUUCCGAUGGGCGUCAAAAAGGUCCAAAAGUGCCAAGUCCCAUCAAAGCCGAGGUGAAAACAGCAAUCCCACCUAUUGAGGUGCCUGUUUAUUCUCUAAAUGAGUUGAAGGAAAGAACAGACAAUUUUGGAUUAAAGGCGCUGAUCGGUGAAGGAUCUUACGGAAGAGUGUACUUUGCAAAUUCAGAAAAUGGGAAACCUGUGGCUGUGAAGAAGUUAGACGACUCAUCUGUGCCAGGACCAGAUGCCGAAUUCUUAACUCAAGUUUCUAUGGUUUCAAGGAUCAAACACGAAAACCUUGUUGAACUGCUUGGAUACUGCAUGGAGCGAAAUCACCGUGUAUUGGUUUAUGAAUUUGCAACCAUGGGAUCUUUACAUGAUGUAUUGCACGGAAGAAAAGGAGUGGAAGGAUCACAACCUGGGCCACCACUGGAUUGGAUGCAAAGGGUCAGGAUUGCUGUUAAUGCUGCAAGGGGACUCGAACAUUUGCAUGAGAAGGUCCAACCGUCGGUAAUACACAGGGAUAUCAGAUCGAGCAACAUCCUUCUCUUUGAUAACCUCAAAGCAAAGGUUGCAGAUUUUAACCUUUCUAAUCAACCUCCCGAUAUGGCUGCCAGGCUUCAUUCCACUAGAGUCCUGGGAACGUUUGGUUAUCAUGCACCAGAAUAUGCAAUGACCGGACAGCUAACUCAGAAGAGUGAUGUAUAUAGCUUUGGAGUUGUGCUUCUCGAACUUUUGACAGGAAGAAAACCUGUAGAUCAUACUAUGCCUCGCGGACAGCAGAGCCUUGUCACAUGGGCCACCCCAAGAUUGAGUGAAGAUAAAGUGCAUCAGUGUGUAGACCCAAGGCUCAAAGGAGAGUACCCUCCUAAAGCAGUAGCCAAGAUGGCAGCUGUCGCGGCAUUGUGUGUACAAUAUGAGGCAGAAUUUCGUCCCAACAUGAGCUUUGUUGUGAAGGCUCUCCAGACACUUUGGAGGUCUCAGGCUACCGCCACAUCAUAAAAUGCAUAAGAAUAAUUGAGAGCAUUAUCAACCAUACUAAUAAAAAGGAUAUUUAAUU
Molecule: messenger RNA, 1516 nt
Organism: Cuscuta campestris
Lineage: Eukaryota; Viridiplantae; Streptophyta; Magnoliopsida; Solanales; Convolvulaceae
Source: the annotation of a GenBank genome assembly